AUGUGUCUGUGGGGAUGCUAUGCUGGAAGUGGAUUUGAAAUAAAUGAGGAACUCCCAAUUGAAGACUUAUGCAAUUUAACGUCCCAGUCGUUGCCCAUUGCACAGACUUCAAUAGUACCUGAAUCUACAGAAGACAUUCUCUUGAAUGGUUUUAUUUCAUUAGAAAUGGAAGAAGAAAAAAUAGAAACGGCACAGCAGUUUUUCUCAUGGUUUGCAAAGUUACAAACUCAGAUGGAUCAGGAUGAAGAAACUAAAUAUAGACAGAUGAGGGAUUACUUGUCUGGGUUUCAGGAGCAGUGUGAUGCUAUAUUGAAUGAUGUAAACAAUGCUCUUCAGCAUCUGGAAUCAUUGCAGAAACAGUAUCUUUUUGUGUCCAAUAAGACAGGAACCCUACACGAAGCCUGUGAACAACUCCUAAAAGAACAGUCGGAACUUGUUGAUCUGGCUGAAAACAUUCAACAAAAGCUUUCCUAUUUCAAUGAAUUGGAAACUAUUAACACAAAAUUGAAUUCUCCUACAUUGUCUGUGAAUAGUGAAGGAUUUAUACCUAUGCUGGCCAAGUUAGAUGACUGUAUAACAUAUAUCUCAUGUCAUCCGAAUUUUAAAGAUUAUCCCGUAUAUUUACUGAAGUUUAAGCAAUGUCUUUCUAAAGCUUUGCACCUCAUGAAAACAUACACUGUGAACACACUACAGAACCUCACAAAUCAGUUAUUAAAAAGGGAUCCUUCAUCUGUACCUAAUGCAGACAAUGCUUUCACACUAUUUUAUGUGAAAUUUCGAACUGCUGCUCCCAAAGUCAGAACUCUUAUUGAACAAAUAGAACAGCGAUCUGAAAAAAUACCUGAAUACCAACAAUUGCUAAAUGACAUCCACCAGUGUUACCUUGAUCAGCGGGAGCUCCUUUUGGGGCCUAGUAUUACUUGUACUGUAACAGAGUUAACCAGCCAGAAUAACAGAGAUCAUUGUGCCUUGAUUCGCAGUGGCUGUGCCUUUAUGGUCCAUGUGUGCCAGGAUGAGCACCAACUUUACAAUGAAUUUUUCACAAAACCAACAUCAAAAUUAGAUGAACUUUUGGAGAAACUGUGUGUGUCAUUGUAUGAUGUCUUCAGGCCAUUGAUCAUUCAUGUUAUUCACUUAGAGACGCUUUCAGAACUUUGUGGGAUUCUUAAAAAUGAGGUGCUGGAAGAUCAUGUACAGAACAAUGCUGAACAACUAGGGGCAUUUGCAGCUGGAGUAAAGCAGAUGUUGGAAGAUGUACAAGAGCGGCUCGUCUACAGAACCCACAUCUACAUUCAGACAGACAUCAUUGGCUACAAGCCGGCUCCUGGAGAUCUGGCAUAUCCUGAAAAGUUAGUAAUGAUGGAGGAAAUUGCGCAGAGUUUAAAAGAUGAACAGAAGAAGGUACCUUCAGAAGCUUCAUUUUCAGAUGUUCGGUUAGAAGAAACAGAGUCUAAUAAUCUGAGAAAAUCUGGUUCAACAGAAUCUCUCACUCCUAGACCACAGUCCACAAUUUCUCCAGCAGAUCUUCAUGGAAUGUGGUAUCCUACAGUUCGACGAACUCUUGUCUGUCUCUCUAAAUUGUACAGAUGCAUAGAUAGGGCAGUGUUCCAAGGAUUAUCACAGGAAGCCUUGUCUGCCUGCAUUCAGUCGUUACUUGGAGCAUCAGAAUCUAUCAGCAAAAACAAGACUCAGAUUGAUGGACAACUUUUUUUAAUAAAGCAUCUGUUGAUUCUUCGUGAACAAAUUGCUCCAUUUCACACUGAAUUCACCAUUAAGGAAAUUUCCCUGGACCUCAAGAAAACUAGAGAUGCAGCAUUUAAAAUCCUGAACCCUAUGACUGUUCCAAGAUUUUUUAGGCUGAAUAGCAACAACGCCUUGAUAGAGUUCUUGUUGGAGGGCACUCCUGAGAUAAGAGAACAUUAUCUUGACUCUAAAAAAGAUGUAGACCGUCAUCUGAAAUCGGCCUGUGAACAGUUCAUUCAACAGCAGACCAAGCAGUUUGUAGAGCAGCUGGAGGAGUUCAUGACAAAGGUUUCAGCAUUGAAAACAAUGGCCAGUCAGGGAGGACCCAAGUACACUCUCUCACAGCAGCCAUGGGCACAACCAGCAAAGGUUAGUGACCUUGUGGCAAGUGUCUACAAGACCAUAAAAGCAAAGCUGCCUCUGACCUUGAGAAGUAUGUCAUUGUACCUAUCCAAUAAAGAUACCGAGUUCAUCUUGUUUAAACCUGUUAGGAAUAAUGUUCAACAAGUCUUCCAGAAGCUCCAUGUUUUGUUAAAGGAAGAGUUCAGUCCUGAAGAUAUCCACAUCAUUGCUUGUCCUACUAUGGAACAGCUGAACCUCUUACUAUCAGUUUCUAAAUAACCAGACGAGUCCGGAUGUCCUUGUAAAUGGUCUGUCCAGGAGCGGCUGAGAGUCAUGUGGCUGCAGGACACUUGAGGAACUGUACGUGGCAAUGUCUCCGAGAACCACACAAGCGUGCUACUUGUCGCUGACUGCAGGAUGAAAUACAAGCAGAGGGUUAAAAAAUUGGUGUUUCCCUU
Messenger RNA from Myotis brandtii (Brandt's bat), 2543 nucleotides. RefSeq names its product component of oligomeric golgi complex 3 (gene COG3). Bases 1 to 2364 code for a protein of 787 amino acids. Gene Ontology annotation, biological process: intra-Golgi vesicle-mediated transport; intracellular protein transport; Golgi organization. The transcript is spliced from 24 exons. Gene Ontology annotation, cellular component: cis-Golgi network; COG complex; membrane. The record is from RefSeq and is a predicted model, not a curated record. NCBI's taxonomy places the organism in Eukaryota, Metazoa, Chordata, Mammalia, Chiroptera, Vespertilionidae.